Molecule: messenger RNA, 1080 nt
Organism: Fulvia fulva
Lineage: Eukaryota; Fungi; Ascomycota; Dothideomycetes; Mycosphaerellales; Mycosphaerellaceae
Exons: 1
Coding region: 1-1080 (359 amino acids)
Molecular function (GO): protein binding
Source: RefSeq, a predicted model, not a curated record
AUGGAGAACGCCCACUUCCUUUGCUACGGACGCUCAUCCAAGAAACCUCUUCUCCGUCAGUCGGUCGAAGCUGCCUCUAGAAAAGGCACCUUAUCUCACGAUGCACUUACCUCAAGGCAACAUGAGUUCCACAAAUUCCUUGCUCUGCCUACAGAGCUACAACUACAGGUACUGUCGCAUAUCGGACUGAAGCAGCUACUAUCGAUGCGCUGUACGUCUCGGUACAUGAAUUCCGUCAUCAGUGAGCAUGCCUGUGUGCUUGCCGCCCCAUUCGAGAGGGCAGCCAGAAGACGACUCCAAGACUUCAUUGACUACUGGUUGGACUACAGUCGUGGUGAGUACCUACUGUUCGCCAUUGCCUGUACCUCGCCAAGCAGCUCACGCAGUACAGGCGACAUCGAUUUCCUCGAAGCACUAUCCCGCUUUCUCUGGCGCCGACGUAUAUCAACAGACCUCACACUAAUGGGCAAUCUCCUCAAGGCCUUCGCCCGCUACUGGCUGCUUUCGAAACCUAAUUAUCAGCGACUCAGAAUUAGGGACCCUCGGGCAGCGACAGCCUUGUUCUGUGAUAUUUGCAACAUAUCGUUGCACAUCUUCCGCGCGUACAUCGGCUUCCAAUUUGAUCACAAGGAGUUCAAGCCACCGCCCGGUCAAGGUCCAAGUUAUGUUCAUUGGAGGCCGAGUCGGAUCAGCUUUGUCGUCCACUGCAGCAGAUAUUUGCCACCCGAAGGGUUCGGGGUUGAUGUGAAAUCGCUGGAAAAGUGGCACGAACUGAUCAAAGGGGGGCGCAACAACCUUCCCGCUGUGAUGGGUGACGACUCAAGUCCAGCUAUGGGACGGCCAGAUAUGCCGACUCUCACAGGACUGAACUUUCACCCGCGGUGGUCUGUAAGACCUGGCAACGAGGCUCUGUUCUUUGAGGAGUGGAAAGUUCCGACGUUUCCUGUGGCCUUCAAUGGCGAGUUUGCCUAUGUUGUUGCGACGCGGUGGGCGUGGAACAAUGUCCAAAAAAGCAUGCAUGAGAAAGAGUUAGACCCUUUGCACAGGGCUGCGGUGUUGAUGGAGAUGAGUAUAUGGUGA